This is a messenger RNA of Cyclocybe aegerita, 2361 nucleotides long. NCBI's taxonomy places the organism in Eukaryota, Fungi, Basidiomycota, Agaricomycetes, Agaricales, Hemipholiotaceae. The record is from the annotation of a GenBank genome assembly.
AUGUCUAUCACCGAAAUUGCGCGUUCGUCUGUACCGUGUCGCGUAGCGUCCACCGACGAAAUAGUGGUCUCGCAAGUCUGGUUCAAGACCGACCCCGUCGAUCGCACCUUCAUCUACCGCGCCGUUCAGCUCCAGCUCCAGACGGACUCGUGUGAUCAUGGGCAUUCAGACGACAUGAUCUCUGGAUGUUGGAGCUGGUUCGAACUUUCAAUCUUCAAGAACCAGCACGCUCUUGAACCGCGCACGAAGGACAACUCUCCGUUGACGUGGAGGAGCCAUGGCAAUCGCACAGAUCCCAACGACAAGCAGGACUCGAUAGCGAGGCAUUUUGGAAUGGUAUUCGAUCGUCGUCAAGAGUUGUUGGAUGCCCUCGAAGUUGGCAAUGUGAUUGGCGUCCGUGUCUGUGCAAGGUAUCCCGGUUGGGUCAACGAUGCUCGCUCAGGCAGGCUGGUCGCCAAAAUCCUUGACGAAGAUAUAUUCACGCCGAUGUCGUGGACCCUGAGCAAUUACAAAGAAACGCCGGACGAUAUCCCUAUCAAUAUCGAGGACGGCGUCUACUCUCUGAUCCCCACCUCCAGCUGUCAUGUCAAGUCGACGACGGAUGAACAGGUCGACAUGGUCUGGUUCUCGACCCCAGUUCUAGACGCAGAGGUCGUCCCGAAGAUCGAGGACAUCCAGCUCUUCACGCAUGCGCAUCAUGAAGGCACUCUGCCCAACGACUCGACAGGCAUCUGGUGCUGGUUCGAUCUCGUCAUCCUCGAGAAUCCGGACUCAACGGAGCCACGGGUGAAAGACGGUCGGGCUCUCGUUUGGAGGAGCCAUGAUAUCCCGAAGAAUGCGACAGAGACGGACGAACAGACUGGAAGGCUCUUUGGUCGUGACCAUGAGAUCCUCGGACUUAUUCAGCCAGGAAAUGUCAUCGCCGUCCGUGCUUGUGCUCGCUUCCCGGGUUGGGAACUCGAUGCGCAUGCUGCCCGCCUUGUCGUCCGAAUUUCAAACACAGGGCCACGUAGAGCGCUGGCCAAGCCAGCCGUGGAUUGGCAGAAAGUCACCAACUAUAACUAUGCUCUGCAAGAGAAGCUUGCGGAGUACCUCAACGAUGUCACCCCUCCGGGCGUUGCGGCUGCACUCUCUGUCGAAGCAACCCUACUUUCUCAAGAGCUUCGUGCUGACCGAGCCUAUGGUGUUGGUGGGCGGCCGUUGCGCCUUCUUUCUCUUGAUGGCGGAGGGGUUCGAGGAAUUUCGUCCCUUCAUGUGCUCAAAGCAAUCAUGACCAAGCUUACUGGGGACCCCAACGCGAAACCACAUGAAUACUUUGACAUGAUGGCGGGAACCAGUACUGGAGGCCUCAUCGCCAUCAUGUUGGGAAGGUUGAAGAUGUCCGUCGACGAAUGCAUCGAGGCCUACGGGAAAUUGGCCUCCAAGAUCUUCAAUGCAGGGAUCAUGAGCCAGGCCGGUAGCGCCUCUGUCUCUGGGGCGAGAUACUCUGCAACGGUCCUCGAAGAGGCUAUCAAGGAGGUGGUCAAGAUGUACGCUCAUGAUCCGGAUGCGCCGAUGCGGGACUCUGAGGAUGGUUGCAAAGUGUACGCCUUAACUUCCACCUCUUUCAUAGCACCCUUGACGAACUUUGGACUCAUUAGAUUCGUCCUUGCCACGCGUGCGGACGACUUGAGCAAUCGAGUUGCAACCCAUCUUCGGACAUACACCAACAAGAACGUCGAGAAAUCAUUCGCGGACUAUCUCAUUUGGCAAGCAGCGAGAGCUACGUCUGCGGCACCCACCUACUUCCCACGUAUGAGGUUGGAUGAGUAUGAAUAUGUUGAUGGAGGUUUGGGCUUCAACAACCCAGUCCUGUUGUUAAUGGGCGAGGCACGCCUGCAUUUCGGUUUUGCUCGUCCAUUUGGUUGCCUCGUCACGAUUGGCACAGGCAUGGAGCCUAACGUCUCCUUACCACCGGAGGGCACGAACAUCCUCAACAAUUUUACUGGCACUGCAGGUAUCCUCAAGAGCAUGUGGGAGUUGACCACCAAGACCGAGCACGCCAACCAGAUGGCGCAACCGCUCUGCGAGAAAGGCACGUACUACCGAUUCAACGUUGGCGAGAAGAUCGCAGAGAAGCGCUGGGUCGAGAGGGUCGAACCGACGUAUUGGCAGAGGUGGUUUGGUGGUGAGACCGCAAAGGACGUGGAGAAGUUCACUCCGGAGAACUGGGCGAAGGUCACGAUUGACAUGGCGGAUUAUGCCCGUAUGGACGAUUUCGUGAGGCUUACGCAGAGGUAUGUGGAGACUGACGAUGUGAAGGAGAAGGUCAAGGUGUGCGCAGCCAAGUUGCCGCCUAAACGCACAGCUAUUCGGGCGUGA